Malassezia pachydermatis is the source of this 531-nucleotide messenger RNA. RefSeq names its product 60s ribosomal protein l37 mitochondrial precursor. Gene Ontology annotation, molecular function: structural constituent of ribosome. NCBI's taxonomy places the organism in Eukaryota, Fungi, Basidiomycota, Malasseziomycetes, Malasseziales, Malasseziaceae. The coding region runs from base 1 to 531 and encodes 176 amino acids. The transcript has 2 exons. The record is from RefSeq and is a predicted model, not a curated record. Gene Ontology annotation, cellular component: mitochondrial large ribosomal subunit.
AUGUUGUCCGCAACAUCAUACCGAAUGCGCUACGCUCAUUCAGAGGCGAAACCGGAUGCGCCUGCAAAGCAAGAUCUCCCUUCCGCUGCCCCAGCUGGUACAGUGUUCACAGGUCUUUCUAUCUACAAGGACAAGCCGGACCCCGUGGCACGACCUGAUAACGAAUACCCAUCUUGGCUUUGGGACUUGUUGGAAGACCCAGCAGUGAAGCCAAAGAAGGCAUUGAUGGUGGGUGAUGUGGAUACCACAGGCAUGUCGAAAGGUGAGGCCCGUGUCGCCUUGAAGCGGGCAGCGAAAAUGGCGCGUGCCGCUGCGCGGAAACAGGCCGCAGAAGAGGCGAAAGAAAAGGCACGAUGGGAAAGAAUGACCGAUGCGCAACGUGCAGCUGUGACUGCUCGCGCCAAGGCGGAAAAAGAUGACAAGCCCAAAACUGCAACGCAGAUGUUUGAGCAAGAGCGGACCAAGCGACGCGAACUUCGCAAAGCGAAUCGCGCAGCCAUUAAGGCAAGCAACUUUGUGCGUUCGGCAUAA